This is a messenger RNA of Anarrhichthys ocellatus (wolf-eel), 1243 nucleotides long. RefSeq names its product Ts translation elongation factor, mitochondrial (gene tsfm). Bases 112 to 1041 code for a protein of 309 amino acids. Gene Ontology annotation, molecular function: translation elongation factor activity; protein binding. The transcript is spliced from 6 exons. The record is from RefSeq and is a predicted model, not a curated record. Gene Ontology annotation, biological process: mitochondrial translational elongation. NCBI's taxonomy places the organism in Eukaryota, Metazoa, Chordata, Actinopteri, Perciformes, Anarhichadidae.
UACGAGACUCUACGAAGAUUAAUUUUGUCCGUACUCGGCUUCCGUACACAGCGUGGACUUCAAUGACAUUCUGAGCUUUUAUAAGUCAGUUCACGUGAACGGGGUUUAAAGAUGUCGUUUACCUUUUUAUUCAGAACAAUCACAAGAGACUUUGCAAAGAUCAGUAUUUGCCAGCAUGUACAGUCAUUACACACAGGCUGUCGGCUUCUGGCAGCUGAGAAAGCCCUCCUGAUGAAACUGAGGAAAAACACCGGCUACACUUUCAUUAACUGCAAGAAAGCACUGGAGAAGUUUGACAAUGACAUAGCACAGGCAGAGACCUGGCUGAAUGAGCAGGCCCAGAAGGAGGGCUGGAGCAAAGCGAACAAGCUGCAGGGUCGCAAAGCCAAAGAGGGACUGGUUGGCCUGUUUAUACAAGAUACAGCUGCAGUUAUGGUGGAGGUUAACUGUGAGACAGACUUUGUUGCCCGUAAUGAGAAGUUCCAACUGCUGGUUAAGGAUGUGGCAUUUGCCACCUUGGCUCACCACCGUAAGAAAACCCAAAGCAAGACAGGAUAUGUUAAGAGUGUCCUGGCAGGUGAUGAGUUAAACAAACUCGGUGUGGAUGAAGGAGCUUCGCUUUCUGAUCGGGUGGCUGUCACGAUUGGUCGCCUCGGUGAGAACAUGUCAGUGAGGCGGGCGGUGACAGUGGAGGUCCCAGCUGAGUGGCACAUUGGCUCGUACGUACACGGUGGUGUGCGCGGCCAGACUGAGGUGGCCAUGGGUCGGUACGGCGCCCUGGUCGUAUUUCAGGCCGGAGAGAAGGGAGAAUGGGAAGUUCUAGGACGUAAGCUGGGACAGCAUAUCGUGGGAGAGGCCCCUGUGUCCCUGGGUGACAUGGAUGACCUGCCUUGUGGUGAAAGUGAGACACGUCUGCUGCCUCAGACCUUCUUGGGAGACCCCAGCAGGACUGUUGCACAGUUCCUCAGAGGUCAACAGGCUCGAGUGCUGGACUUUAUCCGAUUUCAGUGUGGCGAGACAGCCAGUGAAGAAGCUAAAUGAAGGGAGGGUAAUCAUUCAUCCAAAAGAAUUUGUGUUGUGUCUUUAUUUAAUAUUAAGAUGAAAUUCAACUACCCAUUUAUUGUUGAACAUUCAGACAGUCACAAAGUGUUAUUGUACAUGUGAGAGCAGAAUAUGUAGGUCUACCAGCACUGGUUCCUGAUGAAAUUACCAAUCCAGCAAUAAAAUGUUUUUAUCCUGGAAA